GUCGGCAGACGGCAGGGGGACCACUGCAUGUAGGGCAAGGAGGGAGCCUCGAAGACGAUUAGUAGCUUAUCGUAGCAUGGUUUGGGAAAGGCUGAUUCUUGUCGGAUCGAUGGAAGUGAAUGCCCGGACGACUGACUAUUGCUCCUAACGGGGUGCGCGGGGUGAUUCCCGGUACCAACGAGGGUAUGCAAGAGCGACAAAAUGGGAUGGGGUAUUUUGGGCGAAUGGAGAGGGGUAACACCCUAUGCCGGAGUCUGGGUACCGCGCUCGCGACGGUUGAGUUGCGCUUGAGUGGCCCGAAAAUGCCAGCAAAUGUAAGGGAUGGGGUUUCGGUCGUCCUCCCGGAAAAUGGGACGUGGACGGAUCUUGAGCCAGCGUAUCAAACCGUAAUGCUGGAAGGGGAGGACGAGUUUCUUUGGAUAGAGACAGUAUGGGCUAAUGUCAACUUGAUUAGGUUGUCGCCGAGUUUAAUGGAUUUGGAGUUCCGAGGGAUAAUGGAAGCCCGGGGGUGGGUCUACUUGUCACAAGACAGGGAAAAUGCUAUGGUCAUAGAUUUGGCGCUUGGGAAUUCGCCGGACGAAUUGUUUAGGAAGGCAGAAGCGGAGGUUGUAUGGGCUGCGUGUCAGCGGAGGGAAAUGGAAAUGGAAAGCGUAGAUGUGCGGGUGGAACUUGGGGAUAGGGGAAGCGUGAGGCGACCCGUCAGAACCAUGCGAUGUGUGUUGCCUCCCUUUCUGGUGGAUGCGGUCUUCGGAGCUCGGAACAGGCUAUACCAGUGCGCUAGGCAAGACUUUUUUCGGUUGUCGAUAGAAAUGGGGCUGUUUGAAGGGAAUUGGGCGGAGGAGCUAGUUGAGAUGCUAAACUCCCUUAGCAUAGACAAUGUCUUUGUCCCUAGCUCCGUGCAUUGGGGGAUAGUCUACAAAAAUGUGGCAGUAGGGGAGAUAUUCUUGGAAGGGGUGAAGGAGUUGUUCGACAACGAAGAGGACGACUUCAGUGAUGAGGACAAAGAUGAUGAGAUAAAGAACUGGGACUUCUAAGGAGGGUAACUUACCUAGGGGGAACGGGUGGCCUGGUAUUGUGCAGGAACGGGAAAGAUGACUAGAGAGGAAAUGAUGAUGGAAUACACCUUCAAAUGGGAACCAAGGCGACUCAGAGGAGGAAUAGAAAUGCCUAUACCAGUCGAAAACGAGUGGAGGGGAACCACGUGCGACUGGGUUGGGUUUGAGGUUGCCCCGGGAUUAUCCUAUGUAUGGAUAGAGCGGAUUUGGAACCCGAUAGGGAAGAGGAAGGCUGGGAUGAGAUAGCAAAAGGCAAAG
This is a messenger RNA of Chara braunii, 1313 nucleotides long. The record is from the annotation of a GenBank genome assembly. Lineage: Eukaryota; Viridiplantae; Streptophyta; Charophyceae; Charales; Characeae.